Petromyzon marinus (sea lamprey) is the source of this 2219-nucleotide messenger RNA. Its product is annotated as serine/arginine-rich splicing factor 3-like. Gene Ontology annotation, molecular function: RNA binding. NCBI's taxonomy places the organism in Eukaryota, Metazoa, Chordata, Hyperoartia, Petromyzontiformes, Petromyzontidae. The record is from RefSeq and is a predicted model, not a curated record.
UCACCCCUCCCCCCCACACCCCCUCCGUCGUCUUUGUCGAGCUCGCGGCCGCCGCCAUUAUAGCCUCAGCGCUCUCUCAUCCUCAUCAUCCUCCUCAUCCCUCCCUCAGCGAACUUAUUAAUCUUCGUCUUCUUAUUCUUCAACGGCAGUCGCCGCCGCCGGAUAGCUCGGCUAGCCAGCUACACGACUCGAUAAGAGUUUAGCGGGAGGAGGAGGAGGAGAGGGAGAGGAGAGAUAAGAACAACAGCAGCAGCAGGAGGAAGACGAUUUGGCGUUCGCCAUGUCUUUCGGACGCGACAAUGGCCCCGUUGAGUGCAAGGUCUACGUGGGGAACCUCGGUUCGAACGCCAGCGAGUACGAGCUCGAGAAGGUGUUCAGCCACUACGGCCCCCUGCGCUCUGUGUGGGUGGCUCGCAACCCGCCGGGCUUCGCCUUCGUCCAGUUCGAGGACACGCGCGACGCCCGCGACGCCUGCCGGGAGCUGGACGGGCGCCUCAUCUGCGGCUCCCGCGCCAGCGUCGAGAUGUCCACGGGGGAGCGGCGGCAGAAGAGGUUUGGGGGCCCGGCCCCCCCCUGGCAGCGGUCAGUAUCAUCGCACUCGCCACCCGCCGCGCAAGACUCGCGUAAAACCUCUGACUAUGGGGGCCGUCGCCGCUCUCCCUCUCCGCGCCGCUCCCCGCGCCGCUCUCCGUCUCCACGGCGACGCUCCUCGGUGUCGCCACGGCGACGCUCCCCCGUCUCCCCGUCACGGAGACGCCGCAGCCUCAGCCGCAGCCGAAAUGGUGUCUGGCUUCUCUCGGCUUUCCAGCCACCGUAGACGCCUAUCCCGGCGCCCGCCUUAUCUCCCCCGUCUAGCCGUCUCGCUAGCCAAGCGUGGCUUGCCAGCUAACCGGCAGCGGCUAACCGGCUAGCUAAGCGGCCGCUUGCCAACCAGCCAAGGCCGUCCACGAUGUCAACAACUCGGCCUCUGCACCCGGCUCGCCUGAGCGUCGGCAAGGCCAUCUGCCAGCUGUUCGGCUAUCCGGCCACCCAGCUACCAGCUGUUCGGCUAUCCAGCUGUUCAGCCGCCCGGCUGUUCAUCUAUCCAGCUAUUCAGCUACCCAACUAUUCAUCUAUCCAGCCGUUCAGAUACCCAGCUAUCUAGCUAUCCAGCUGCUCAGCUAUUCAUCUUUCCAGCUAUUCAGCGACCAGCUGUUCAGCUAUCUGGUUAUUCAGCUAUCCAGCUGUUCAGCUAUUCAUCUUUCCAGCUAUUCAGCGACCAGCUGUUCAGCUAUCUGGUUAUUCAGCUAUCCAGCUGUUCAGCUAUUCAUCUUUCCAGCUAUUCAGCGACCAGCUGUUCAGCUAUCCGGUUAUUCAGCCACCCAACUAUUUAUCUAUCCAGCUUGUUCAGCUCUUCAGCUUCCCAGCUGCUCAGCCACCCCGGCUAUCUAGCUCUGUCCAGCUUGUUUAGCUCAUCAGCUACCCAGCUAUCUAGCUCUCCAGCUGUUAAACUAUCCCAGCUACCCAGCUGUUCAGCUACCCAGCUAUCUAGCUCUCCAGCUGUUCAGCUACCCAGCUAUCUAGCUCUCCAGCUGUUCAGCUACCCAGCUAUCUAGCUCUCCAGCUGUUCAGCUACCCAGCUAUCUAGCUCUCCAGCUGUUCAGCUACCCAGCUAUCUAGCUCUCCAGCUGUUCAACCACUCGGCCAUCCUUCCAGACUCGCAGCUAGCGGCUGACCCAGCCAAUCUUCGGCGCGCCUACCUACACAGUCAACCAUCCAGCUACCCCAGGCAUCAAGUCAACAGUUUUGACUGCCGGCCUGCGCACCAACCCACCUAAGUCAUCCAACCAUCUGGGCUGUUCAGCUUCGCAAGCCACUCUGGCCGACCAACUAACCAGCCAUCCAGCUACCGACUCGGCUACCCUGCCAACUAGCCACUCGGCCAGCCAACAAGCCUACCAUCCAGCCACCCAGCUACCAUCCAGCCAACGAGCCUACCAUCCAGCCAACCAGUCUACCAUCCAGCCACCCAGCUACCAUCCAGCCAACGAGCCUACCAUCCAGCCAACCAGCCUACCAUCCAGCCAACCAGUCUACCAUCCAGCCAACCAGCCUACCAUCCAGCCAACCAGUCUACCAUCCAGCCACCCAGCCUACCAUCCAGCCAACCAGUCUACCAUCCAGCCAACCAGCCUACCAUCCAGCCACCCAGCCUACCAUCCAGCCACCCAGCCUACCAU